Cricetulus griseus (Chinese hamster) is the source of this 3111-nucleotide messenger RNA. The record is from RefSeq and is a predicted model, not a curated record. Lineage: Eukaryota; Metazoa; Chordata; Mammalia; Rodentia; Cricetidae.
AGGGAAGCCCGGCUCCCAAGAAAGCGGUUCACCAGGAUGGCCAGCUUCCGUGAUAGCCCCGGCCUCCAGAGCCCCGCCCCGGAGGCCCCGCCCCGAUGCUCACCUUCAUUUGUGCAGCACUACGCUAGUCUGCAGCUGCAGUCUGCGGGCAGAGCGGACGUCUCAGCGUCGGUUUUCCAAGUCCUGGCGUGUUCUAGCGUGGGGCUGGGUGUUGGAGCACCUGGGCGACGCCGGGAGGGAGCCCCCAAGUGUCAGAAGGCUACCUGCCCGACGGCCGGAGUGUGUCUUCCACAGAUGUUUUGACCAACCUGAACCUCUGCUUCCUCUGCAGCAGCUGGCGGAACCAUGGCAACAACUCCUGAUGCUGCCUUUGAGGCCCUCAUGAAUGGAGUGACCAGCUGGGAUCUUCCCAAAGAACCCAUUCCUUGUGAACUCCUUCUUACUGGGGAGGCCACCUUCCCAGUGAUGGUCAAUGACAAGGGACAGGUGCUCAUUGCUGCCUCUUCCUAUGGCCAAGGCCGCCUGGUGGUCAUAUCCCAUGAGAGAUACCUGCUGCAUGCAGGCUUGGCCCCGUUUCUUCUCAAUGCAGUGAGGUGGCUCUGCCCGUCCCCAGAGGCUCCCAUUGUAGUGCAUUCCUCCUUGGCCUCACUAGGUAACAUCCUAAGUAACUCUGGUCUAGAGGCCCUGGUUCAGCCACAACCUGGAGAGACUCUGGGCGUUUACUGCACUGAUGCCUACAAUGACACCUUGACUGAGAAGCUGGUCCAGUUUGUGAAGCGUGGUGGGGGCUUGCUCAUUGGGGGACAGGCCUGGUAUUGGGCCAGUCAACAGGGCAGUGACAAGGUGCUGUCCAGUUUCCCUGGGAACCAGGUGACAAGUGUGGCUGGAGUGUACUUCACAGACGUCUAUGGGGAUGUAGAAAGGUUCAAGGUCUCUAAGAAGGUCCCCAAGAUCCCACUCUAUGUCAGGUGUUGGGAGGAGCUUGGGCAUGACCAGGAGCAGCUUCUGGAUGGCAUCUCUGAGUUGAACAUCAAGACUGGAGGUGUCCCCUCACAGCUGUUGGUGCAUGGAUCCCUGGCCUUCCCUCUGGGCCUGGAUACCUCCCUUGGCUGCUUCCUAGCAGCCGCCCGCUAUGGCUGUGGUCGUGUGGUAUUGGCUGCCCAUGAGGCCCUGCUCUGUGCUCCUAAGAUGGAGCCCUUUUUGUUUAAUGCUGUACGUUGGUUGACCAGAGACCAGAGAGGCAAUAUCGGGGUGGACAAAAGUCUCAAGAAUCUACAUUCACUAUUGUUGGAUCAUGGCUUGAAUUGCUGCCUGGAGUCCCAUUUGACCAGUGACAUGAGUGUCUACUGCUGUGGGGCUUAUAGUGACCAAGAUGCCAAGAAAAUACAGGAGUUUGUUGCUGAGGGUGGGGGCUUGCUCAUUGGUGGCCAGUCCUGGUGGUGGGCUUCCCAAAACACAGGCAACUCUGCUUUGGCUGGUUUCCCUGGGAAUAUCAUUCUCAACACCUUUGGCCUCAGCAUCCUGCCCCGGACCCUCAGCCCAGGCUGUUUCCCUGUUCUCCCAGAAGAGAUAAGGAACUACCACUUUCGCAGGGCUCUCUCUAAGUUUCAGGCUCUGAUGAACCACAAGGGUGGGAACUUGGAAAAGAAGGAUUUGGUAAGGUUAGGAGUAGAGGCUGCAGGCUUCCUGCAGAUCCCUGCGCACGGAGUUCCUGCUUAUAUGUCUCUGCACCGGCUCCUGAGGAAGAUGCUGCGACAGGCAGGCCUCCCAGCCGUGAGUAAGAAAAAUCCAGUUUCCAGUAACUCCUGUGAGGCAGCAAUUCUCCAUCUGGCCACAGAGCUGGCACACUCUGGGACUGAUUGCUCCCAGCUAGCCCAGGACCUUGGCUGUCAGAUCUGCUCCUCCAAUCUCCACCCCUCAGAGCACCCAAUAACUGUGGAGAUCAAUGCAACCAACUCAGGUAACAGUGAUGCCUGGAUGAGCACUGGGCUCUACCUUCUGGAAGGACACAGUGCAGAGGUCUCUCUCUCUGAAGUGGCCGCCUCUGCCAACCUAAAGGUGCAGAUUGGAUGUCACACUGAUGACCUAAGCAAGGCCAGGAAGCUGUGCCGAGCCCCUGUGGUAACUUACCAGUGUUGUAUGGACAGAACCCAACGGUCAGUCUCCUGCCUCUGGGGUGGUCUCCUGUACAUCGUUGUGCCCAAGGGCUGUCAGCUUGGCCCUGUCUCGGUUACCAUCAGGAAGGCAGUGCCUGCCCCUUACUACAAGCUUGGUAAGACAUCCCUGGAGGAGUGGAAGAGUUGUAUCCAGGAUAAUGUGGGCCCCUGGGGAGAGCUGGCUACAGACAACAUCAUCCUUACAGUACCAACGGAAAGCCUCAAAGCUCUGGAGGACCCAGAGCCUCUGCUCCAGUUCUGGGAUGAGAUGAUGCAGGCCAUAGCCAGGCUGGCAUCCCAGCCCUUCCCUUUCCAAAGGCCUGAGAGAAUUGUUGCUGAUGUGCAGAUCUCAGCUGGCUGGAUGCAUUCAGGGUACCCCAUCAUGUGCCACCUGGAGUCUGUGCAGGAGCUCAUCAGUUUGACAGCCAUGAAAAGUGAGGGCCUGUGGGGACCCAUCCAUGAGCUGGGCCACAAUCAGCAGCGCCAUGGCUGGGAGUUCCCUCCCCACACCACCGAGGCUACCUGCAAUCUCUGGUCAGUCUAUGUGCAUGAGACAGUUCUGGGGAUUCCCAGGGCUCGGGCCCACCCCGCACUGAAGCCUGAAGAACGAGAGAAGAGAAUCAAAGACCAUCUUCAGAAGGGAGCACCGCUGUGUGACUGGAAUGUCUGGACAGCACUGGAGACGUACCUGCAGCUCCAGGAGGCCUUUGGGUGGGAGCCAUUCAUCCACCUCUUUGCUGAGUACCAAACGCUCUGUAGCAUCCCCAAAGACAAUGAGAUCAAGAUGAACAUAUGGAUGAAGUUAUUCUCUGAAACCGUGCAGAAGAACCUGCUGCCUUUAUUUGAAGCCUGGGGCUGGCCUGUCCAGGAGGAAGUGGCUGAAAGCUUGGCCAGCCUGCCUUGCUGGCAGGAUCACCCCCUGAAAGUAUACAUGAGUGUGGAGAAGUAAGGGGAG